Pogonomyrmex barbatus (red harvester ant) is the source of this 6076-nucleotide messenger RNA. RefSeq names its product cadherin 74A (gene Cad74A). Gene Ontology annotation, molecular function: calcium ion binding. The record is from RefSeq and is a predicted model, not a curated record. Gene Ontology annotation, biological process: homophilic cell-cell adhesion. Lineage: Eukaryota; Metazoa; Arthropoda; Insecta; Hymenoptera; Formicidae. Gene Ontology annotation, cellular component: plasma membrane; cell-cell junction.
GGUUGGUUCUCUUUUCGGUCCGGGACGACGUCGACGUCCAAUGACACCGAGAGGGUAGAAGAGACACGAUCGCGUCUGUUCUUCCUUUUAGUAAUCUCUCCGCAGGUGCGUCAUGCGGAUCCGGCGCGGUUUCGCGGAUAUGUUUAAGUGAACACAGAUUGAAUGUUGCGCGGGAAUAUAGCACGUGCGGUGUCGUGACACGAUGAGGUGAUAAACCGUGUUGUGCAGCGCGGUAUCUCGGAGCGACUUUGGAAGGUGACGAUGUGGGCGAUUUUACUGCUGUUGGCCUCCAUGUGGUCUUCGUCAUGGGGUCAGGUGAUAAACAGGGCGCCCCACUUCGUUCAAGGUGGAGAUAUGGCCAGGUUGGCUGUGUCAGAGGGUACACUACCUGGUGCUCCCGUUUAUACUCUUCGAGGGGAAGAUCCUGAAGAAUCCAGAUUGCAUUAUUCUAUCAGCGGCGAAUACUUUACCGUGAACAGGGACACCGGUGUAGUGAUCCUGAGGAAAGCCUUAGAUAGAGAAACACAAGAUCUCAUUGAAGUCAUUAUUAGUAUAACAGAUGAAGGUAUUGCCGGGUCGGAACCUAACACGGUAUCCCUUCGUCGUGAAAUAGCCGUGCUCGACGAAAAUGAUAAUUCACCAGUUUACCACGGCCGACCAUACGCCGCCAGAGUGCCGGAAAGUGCGCAAGUGGGUGGCUUAUUACUUCCUCCAGGCACGAUCACGAUUACUGAUCGUGAUGGUGGUGUGAACGCCGAUAUUCACGUGCAAUGUGUCUCGGCGUCACGCGACGAUGACGUCUGCGAGGUCUUCGACGUCUCUACAGAGAAGCUUACUGAAGGAAAAUACGACGUGCAGAUUACGUUAGCGAAACCGUUAGAUUACGAGAGGAGAAAUUCAUAUUUGAUUAAUCUGCUGGCUAUUGAUGGAGCUAGCGAUCCUUUGAAAAGGUUGCAGGCUAGAGCGACCGUUGCCGUUGACGUUCUCGACGUUCAGGAUCAGCCACCUGUUUUCCUGAAUGCGCCUUACAGUGCAGCGCUUCCGGAGAACACCGCAGCUAGUCACACGGUUCUGAUAGUGCGAGCACGUGACGGUGAUACCGGUGAAUCGAGAAACCUAUUAUUAACGUUAGACGAUGACGAUGCCGGCCAUUUUGAUCUUGAGAUGUCUCGCGAUGGUGAUGUUACGAUUGGUAAGCUGGUCACGACCAACGUAUCCCUCGAUCGCGAAGAUCCCAGGAUUCUGCAGAACGGUGGCAUUUACACCUUCCAAGUUCGAGCCACCGAGUUGAUUAACAACGAAAUACCAGCUGAUACCGCGACGUCGGUCGUCACGAUCGUCGUCACGGACGUGGAUGAUCUCGUGCCUGCUUUCAAUGAGGAUUACUUCAGCAUCAGGAUCUCCGAGGACAUCGGAAAGGACACUCCUCUACCAGGUCUGAACAUGAUUGUAAGCGAUGGCGACGUGGGCGACAAUGCGAAAUAUUUCCUGGCGUUGCGGGAUGUGCCGCGAUAUCCUGGAAUCAGUAAAGCAUUCACUGUUAGUCCUGAGGAAGCUCAGGGUCGAGUACCGGUGGUGAUCAAGGCUAAAGAUGUCAAUGUUCUUGAUUAUGAUGUUGACGAUCCCGCAAAAAGAGAAAUUGAAUUCGACGUCAUCGCGACCGUAGCGAGCGAAGUAGUAGCCACUUGCAGAGUACACAUCCAGUUGAUGGAUGCCAACGAUCACAGUCCCGAAUUCUCCCGAUCGGUGUACAAAUUAUCGAUCUCGGAGGAUGCGGAGCCUGGCACUCGCUUUGGCGAUGUUUACGCGAAGGAUUACGACAGCGGUUCCUUUGGCAAAUUAACGUAUACUCUACGGGGUUUCGGCGCAGACAAGUUUAAGACCGAUCCGCAGAAGGGCGGAGUAUUCGUGGCGAAGAAACUAGACUACGAAGCGCAGAAAUCUUAUUCCUUAACGAUGGAGGCGAUGGAUGGCGGCGGUCGAGUUUCCGCCGUUAAUAUUCUGAUUGAACUCGACGAUGUUAACGAUAAUAAACCGAUGUUCGAGCAGACGGAGUAUUCUAGAACUAUCCGCGAAGAUGCUACCAGCUUCGAUCCGCAGAUGUUCGUCAGAGCAACCGAUCUCGACGGACCGGCACAGGGCAAUGGAAAAGUUGUAUAUUCAAUUAGUCGACACAAUAGUAUGACAGACGAUUGUUUUCAGAUCAAUUCGGAUUCUGGUGAAGUAACCAUGUCGAAACCGGUUCGGUCCGGAGACACCGAAAGGGGUACUUACGAGCUAAUAAUUCGUGCGACUGAUACCGGCACACCUCCCUUAUACUCCGAAGCGAAACUUUUCGUACGCGUUGGCGUACCUGGAAACCAGAAACCUAUAUUCCGAGGAAACUACAAGUCAAACUUACCUGGUCCAAGUACUUAUCGAGCGAGACUCUUGGAGAACGCAUCUCCCGGAACAGAAGUGAUUCGGGUGGUCGCCAAUGAUCCCGACGGAAGAGACAACUUAUUGCAGUAUUACAUUGCAUCUGGUUCUAAGGAUAAUUUUGUUAUCGAUUCCAGUUCUGGCAUUAUAACUGUGUCACCUGAUGCUCGCUUGGAUCUGGAAGCUGGUGGUGAAAAAUACGAGGUCAUCGUAUACGCCGUUGAUUCUGGCACACCUGUUAAGGAAACUGCCACUACCACCGUCACGGUGAAUAUUAUAGAUGUGAAUAAUAAACCGCCGACAUUUAAUGAAUCAACGUAUCUGGUUUAUGUCUCAGAACGAGCAGCUAUUGGUGAACCUGUAUUAAAGGCGGUGGCGAUAGAUCCUGAUGCAGAUGCGUAUUUAGAAUACUCUUUAGUAGAACCAAUAAGGGCUGUCGACAAAACCGGUGUGGCUUUAAAAAGUACAGCCACUUACGAUUAUAAAUCGGCGUUUCGAAUAAAUUCCACGACCGGUUUAAUAACCGUUAAUCGAGUGCUAGAUUAUCAAGUGGCCGCUGUCAUAAUAUUAACGGUACAAGCAAAAGAUUUAAACGCCAUCGUUGACAGAGACAAACAGACGGCGAGAGUAGAGGUGACAAUCUAUAUCCAGGCUUACAGCGAUGACAAUCCAAUGUUCACCAAUUCUGGGUGGUCACCAAAUAAUCCGACGAUAAGACUCACGGUUCCAGAAGAGCAACCCUUGGGUACGACAUUAUUAAUGUUAUCGGCGAAAGAACCGACGACGGGACAUGCGGUUCAGAGGUUCGAAUUAGUCAGAGAAGACGAUGAUGAAGGCUAUGUUAAUGUGGGUGUUCAGAGUGGCAACGUCGUGCUAAGUAAGAGAUUGGAUUACGAAGUGCUUAAUCAGAAGUUCAUUCGGUUCAAAGUACGAGCGCUUGCGAGAGACUACGAUAUAACGCGAAAGAUGUCGGAAGCCAAUGUAAUUGUCGAGAUUCAGGAUAUUAAUGACAAUAGUCCAGAGUUUAAUCAAAAGGAUUAUAAGAUUUCUGUAUUAGAGUCAGCUAAUUCCUCGAAUGCCAUAUUAAACGUGAAGGCAGUGGAUAUGGAUAGCUCUAAAACAGAACAGGAAGUCCAAAGAGGAUAUGGCGAAGUAAGAUAUUCCUUGGCAGGCGAAAACGCCAAUCUUUUUGAAGUCGAUCCUAUCAUGGGCAGCAUUCAGAUCGCCACAAACACAACUCUGGAUAGAGAAAGACAAUCGGUAUUGCGCUUUUACGUCGUGGCAUCGGAUAUGCCCCAAGGUGGAGCCGAGCAACGGAGCAGUCGAGCUUUGGUGACGAUCGACGUUCUCGAUGUUAAUGAUAACACUCCUAGUUUUGAACAAGAGUCUUACACCGCGGUGAUUCCGGAGAACGCACCGGUGGGAAUUAGCGUGGUGAACAUCACAGCUACUGAUCCGGACGAAGGCGAAGGCGGAGUGAUACACUUCGAAAUCAUCGAUGAAGGUGAAGCUAAUGGAUUAUUUAAAAUAAAUCACACGACGGGCGAGAUUUAUUCGGCGCGAGCGUUGACUGGAAAAGGCAGAACCGAACCGUACAACAUGCGAGUGCGAGCGCAGGACAACGGCGAACCGUCUUUAUAUUCAGACGUCAAUCUUAUCCUGUACAUUGGUGACGUAGUGAGCAACGACGGCGUGCCAUUGUUUAUCAGGCCGACAUUAGAGGAAAUAGCCUACAUCGCGGAGAACUCCACCGUCGGCAGUCCGGUGUUCCAGGUGGUAGCGUCCGAUCCCGAUGAUCCAAACUUGCCAAAUGGUAGAAUCACUUUCCGUUUCCUAGAGGAUGGUAAUUUUGGCAAAGAUGCGAGUGCUUUUAGGAUUAACAGCGACACCGGGUUAAUUAGCACACGCAAAUUACUUGAUCGAGAAACCAAGGACAGUUAUACAUUGAUACUGGUAGCACAGGAUCUCGGCGAGCCGCCACAGCAGGCGACCAGGGUGCUUCAGGUGAUCGUGAACGAUAUCGACGAUCACAAACCACAUUUCAAACGUAGUUUAGAUAGUCCGCCGAUUGAAUUAAAUGUCCUAGAAGAAGUCCCGGUAGGAUCUAAAGUCGGCGUGAUUGAAGCGAUUGACGAGGAUAUUGGUGAAAACGGAAUGAUUGGUUACGAGAUCGUGUACGGGAACGAGGCAGGACUGUUCGUGGUACAACGUCUAGAAAAUAAUUCCGCGGUUAUCAAAUCAAACGGUCGGCUCGACCGAGAAACCGCUGAAUCUCAUUUACUGACCAUAAAGUGCUUCAAAUAUUCUUCUAAAAAGUCGGACAUAGUGCCGAAACCGUACAACAGACAGGAUCCUUCAGAGAGACAGGUGCUCGUUAAGGUCUUGGAUAUCGACGACAAUAAACCGCGCUUCAAGAAGAACAAUGUAACCCUGGGGGUUCGCUUGAAUGUGCCAAUCGAUACCAGCUUGAUCACGUUGGAAGCUUAUGACGCCGAUUCCAGCGCGUUGCCCAUCAAUUACAACAUGAGUAAAGUAUCCUUCACGUCUCUGGUUGAUCCCUCCAUGUCGCAGAAGGAGAUUCCAUCGCAACUGUCCUUGAAUGCGCGCACUGGCGAGCUCAGAACGACGGGCUCCAUGACGGGAUAUGCGGACGGUUUUAUGGAAAUGAUCGUGUCGGCGAACAAUUCAGUGACGCCGGGGAGUGAGACUAAUAUCACCUUAAGAAUCUUCUUGUUGCGUGAUCGUGACAUGUUGAAGUUCGUGUUUUCGAAGCCGCCAGUCGAGGUCAGGAAGACGCUGGAAGAGUUUGAAAAAGCGGUCCAGCAAGCUCUUUCGUUGCCGAUCAGCGUUAACGUCUAUGACACUCAAUUCUAUUCGAAAGAGGACAAUUCCCUGGAUUUUUCAUCGACCAGUUCGUGUUUCCAAAUGGUUGGCAAAGAGUCCUACGAUUUAGACGAAAUGCGAUUAUUAUUAACUGAUCCAAGGAAUAAAGAGUUGAAGAAGGUGUACAAGACAUACCACGUGGAGAAAGUGCAACAUUGUGCUGCCGUUGUAGCUCGCGCCGAUGCCUCCAUGACACAAAUAUGGGUUCUUGCCAUCGCGGUCCUCGUUGGGAUCGCUACCAUAAUUUCUAGUUGUGCAUUAUGUUGUAUGCACGCCAGGUAUAAACGGCAAGUAAAGCACGCGCGUUUGCGUGAUCAACCACGACCACCUCUCAGUUAUGUGUCCUCCGGGCCAGCCAUGGUCAGUUCCGGAUCUCAUACAACUUUAGGUCCUGGUACGAUGGUCACUCUGGGUCCACACGAGGGCCCAUAUGAAUGGGGCGCCGACACGACGCUUUAUCAUCCAAGUACAUUGGGUUCGAGAACGUAGAUAUCCAAGAAAAUUCAUUACAAAAAUAUCUUUAAAUUACAUUGACUUUUUUUUAGUUAGUGGAGUUUAAUUGACAGUAAAUUGUUUCAUUAUUAAACAGGAGCAAAUUCUAUCAUGACAUAUGUAAUAUUUAUUCUGAAAUUAUAAAAAAACAAUUUUAAUAAAAGUUUAAUAAAAUGAGAUACUUUUGUGUAUAAUUCUAGCAAGUUUUGAAAACAAACAACAUAGUGUCUGAUAAAAAAUUAACAAUAGUAAUUUAUGAACUUGUCAUAAAGAAGAGUUGAAA